ACAAUCCACGGGGCCACUGGAUGAUCAAGAUGCUAAAGGAGCACUCAGUGAUGAAAAGGUCAUUGUGGCGAACCUAAAUGAAUUCUUUAUAUCAGUCUUCACUGCAGAGGAUGAUUCCCACGUCUUCACCAUUCUUUUUAGUGUUGCUGUGCACGUUAAUCUGGAAAAACCCAGUCAGUACUUGGAGGAGGGGUCGCCACAGAAAACCCAAGGUGCUGCACGGAGAAGUGAGGUUGGUAGAAAUCCUCGCCGUGAGUCAGUACCGAAUGACCACCUCCCAGAGAGUGCUGUGCUCCAGGAAGGGCCAUCUUUUGGCUGAGAGCCUCAGAAGACUUAAAAAUGAUCUCCGGUCAUCAAUGGGACAGAUGCGACUGAAGAAUGUAGCUGUCCUUAACGUGCCUCAAGACCAUACCAGGGAACUAGAUGUAAAUACGAUUUCUGACAGUUUCAUCCAGAAAGCUACGAGAGACGUAAUGUCUUUAAACUGGGAUGUUAGUGAAGACGGCUUGUGGCUCCGAGGAGAGUCCUGGCUCUUUGCAGCAUAUGUGGUGCAUCGGAGUGGAAGCCAGCACCAGUAGCCACUGCAGCAAAGGAAGCACGUGUCUCGGGUGAUUUGGGGGAAAGGAAUUGAAAAUAAGAGGGUAGAUUUUGUUUCUGAGGGUCUUGGCUUCAUUUCCCAAAGGCUCGUUCCUUUCAUGAAUGACACAGAUCCUGCUCUGUGAUUCCUUCAGGCGAUGGCCAUGCAGUAAAGAUGUCAGUGUCCAGGCUGAACAGUGUCAAUGGGUUUUUGGAGGACUCCAGGAUGGAGGUUGGGGACAUGGGGAGGACCCUCAGGAGUUUGGAAAUUGGGACCGUGCUGACCUUGUUCUACCAAAAAAAGUCCCAGAGGCCAGAGAGGAGGACGUUUCAGGUGAAGCUGGAGACCAGGCAGAUCAUUUGGAGCCGGACGCCUGAGAAAGUGGAAGGAGACAUUGACAUUCGGGAGAUAAAAGAGAUCCGCCCAGGGAAGAAUUCCCGGGAUUUUGAACGAUAUCCAGAAGAUGCUCGGAAACUGGACUCCACCAUGUGUUUCAUCAUCCUGUAUGGACAGGAUUUCAGGCUCCGGACACUCAGUGUUGCUGCCUUCUGUGAGGAAGACGUCAACGUGUGGAUGACGGGCCUGAACUGGCUGGUGACGGACACUCAGAAAGCCCAGACGCCGCUGCAGGUUGAAAGGUGGCUGCGGAAACAGUUUGACUUGAUGGACAGGACGAGAGAAGGCAGUAUCACGGUGAAGGAUCUGAAGGCCAUGCUGCCCCAGGUGAACUACCGGGUGCCCAAUAUGAGGUUCCUGCGGGACAAGCUUGUGGAAGUGGAAGCCAGGAGCGACAUGGCCUUCACCCACUUCACUCACUUCUACAAAAAUCUAAUGUUCGAUGCUCAGAAAUCGGUCAUCGAGCAGCUGGAGCUCUCCUUCCCCUUGCGGAACGUUGACCGGGCGGAGCUGUGCCAGAUUACACUGUACGACUUCCAGAAGUUCCUGCAGCACGACCAGAAGGAGCCCUGGGCCAUGACAUCGGCAGUGGGAUUUCUGGCGUACCUGUUCUCCAGGGAAAACAUGGUCAUGGACGCCUUAAGUACGAAAUGGGUGGUCCCAGAGGAGAUGAACUACCCGGCUGUCCCCACUACUGGAUCUCUCCUCCCUGUCAAUCCCGAAGAGCUUGGGGUCAGCCCACCGACAAAGGGCCCCCAGCAUGGUGGGCGAAGAUAA
Messenger RNA from Mauremys reevesii (Reeves's turtle), 1750 nucleotides. Its product is annotated as 1-phosphatidylinositol 4,5-bisphosphate phosphodiesterase gamma-1-like. The record is from RefSeq and is a predicted model, not a curated record. Bases 752 to 1750 code for a protein of 332 amino acids. The transcript is spliced from 13 exons. Gene Ontology annotation, molecular function: phosphatidylinositol-4,5-bisphosphate phospholipase C activity; calcium ion binding. Lineage: Eukaryota; Metazoa; Chordata; Testudines; Geoemydidae. Gene Ontology annotation, biological process: positive regulation of epithelial cell migration; phosphatidylinositol-mediated signaling.